Molecule: messenger RNA, 399 nt
Organism: Nicotiana tabacum (common tobacco)
Lineage: Eukaryota; Viridiplantae; Streptophyta; Magnoliopsida; Solanales; Solanaceae
Source: the annotation of a RefSeq genome assembly
AUGCAAGGCUUGAAUAGACAGGAAGAGAUGGCUAAAGGAAGAUUGCAUAUUUCUAUUCAAAGAAAGCCCUUUCUUUUGAGUAUCUUUAGUGAGCCUAUAGAUGGAGACCCUACAGAGCCCGUAAACUCCCGAUUUAGACAUGAAAAUAGGCCAUUCCGGACCUUUUACUCAUGGAACGAGAAGACCGAUGCCACUAUCGCCUCUUGGCUUUGCUUUCAUAUAAUCUAUUCGACUGGAAGGAAGGUUAUACGACUUUUUGACUUUGCAAGAGUAGUUUCAUCGGUGGAAGGGAGGGAGAAGGUUUGGAACACCAAUUCCUCUCAUGAAAAGACUAACUUCCCAGGAAAAGAGAUGCUUCCUUCCUCUUACUUCCUUUAUUCGAUGCGGCUAUUCAUCUAG